Molecule: messenger RNA, 1236 nt
Organism: Annulohypoxylon truncatum
Lineage: Eukaryota; Fungi; Ascomycota; Sordariomycetes; Xylariales; Hypoxylaceae
Product: prion-inhibition and propagation-domain-containing protein
Exons: 1
Coding region: 128-1048 (306 amino acids)
Source: RefSeq, a predicted model, not a curated record
GCCCGACGUGCUCACUAAUCAAUGAAUUUCUAGUCACCUAAAUGAAAUUGCGGUUCCCGGUCUCCCCGGCCUGAGGAAGGAAAUCCAUUCAUGUUCACGAGCAAUUAUCUUUUGACCACCAGAUACCAUGGCUGAAGUGGCCGCAACUGCUAUUGGUAUUGCGGGAGUUGUAGGAGUCCUCCAAAGCCUGCUCCAAUGCUACAAAGAUUUCCUAACGGCUCGGAACUUCGAAGGCGACUUUGCAUACAUGCAAUUGCGCGCAGCCUUGUUAGAAAACUCCACAACAACCUGGGCUAUCGCCGUUGGACUUAUCGAUGAUUCGGGGGUCUCACGCAACAAAUUUCUCGUUGCUCGACCAACAGAGCAGAGAGCCGAAUUAGUCAAAGCGACUUUGGACCUUAUCCGCAAGCAACUAGUCACUACAAACACGUCGCUCGCAACUUACACGAACGAGGUGCCGGCUGUCCAAGACGCUUCGAACGCCGAAGAUCUUUCGACCGCUUCCAUAGGACAGAGCGACAAACUGUCUAGGGCGAAGAGGAUUGCGAGUAAACUCCAUCGUAUGGUUCAGAAACGGUGUAAUGAGCAACACCCGGGAUUUAUGAAGCAAACAGUCUGGGGACUUAUCGACAAGGAUCAACUCGAAGCCGAUCUGGAUAAAGUAACGACGUUAGUCGAUCGGCUCAAUACUGAUUUUGCCCCUCUCAAUCAAAAGCAACAGCUUGACAGAUACUGCCAAGAUAUCAAAGAUCUGAGAAUGAACGAGGAAGAUAUUCGGGAGGUUGGGGAAAUCCCUGGUGAUCGAAUUUCUCGGGCGGCUUUGAAGAUGCUUGACAAUGAACGUUCGACCGGCAAUAGGUUUAUCGGGACGAUUAUUACCAAGGAAGGUAAAGUGAGCGUCGGUGAUUUCUACGACAAAGAUUGGCAAGGUACAAGCAUGGUAAAGACACAGAGUCGCAACAAUAGGUUUGAAGAUACCUCCGUGACCGAUUCUGCUUUAUUAUUUGUUGGGAAUAUCCAUGGCGGGAAAAGCCCUAUGGAUAGGUAGGCGAAGAUAGCAACUGCUACCAACCACCCUUUUACUUAUACAUGCUGUACAUGUCGCUCUGGCAUGUGAACCUGAAGUAGAUUGGAUGAAUGGGCACUCUGUCCUACAGAAUACUUGUUGGCUUUCUUUUUAGUCGAGAUAACAGAUAACGCUUCUUAAGAAAUUAAGAGAUCUAUUAUACCUCUAGA